AAGAUGGCCAGAAAAUCAUUGAAGCUGAAGAAGGUUUGCUCAGUAGAUCACCGUAUUUUAUCAAAUUUUAAGUUGUAAUAGUUUUUAAUCGUCAUAACUGGUCAUCCUCCAGCCGCAAAGAAAGGAGGAAGUUAUUCAGAAAUUAUGUCGCAGAAAGACGAAACCCCGAUUCCCACGCUGAUAAAAGGGAGAUCAAAAGAAGGUGUUCGUCUGGAAUACGAGCGAGGAAAGUUUUUGGGAAAGGGAGGAUUUGCAAAAGUUUAUGAAUUAAUUCCUCUGAAUGGAGACAAAACGAUCUAUGCUGGAAAAAUUAUGUCGCGGAAACUGAUGGCGAAAGAGCAACAGAAAGAGAAACUGAAACUGGAAAUCAGCCUUCACAAGAGUUUGGAUUUUCACAAAAACAUAGUGAAGUUUGUGAAUGUGUUCGAAGAUGAGCAUUUCGUGUACAUUGUUCUCGAACAUUGUAAGUCAAAGUCUAUGAUGGAACUGCAUAAGCGAAGAAAAGCAGUUAGCGAACCGGAAGCACGUUUUUUUGUUCGUCAAAUCUUGGAGGGCUUGGUUCAUUUGCAUGAUCGCAGAAUUGUUCAUAGAGAUCUUAAACUGGGCAAUUUGUUUCUCGAUGAGAAUCUUAUUGUUAAAAUUGGUGAUUUCGGAUUGGCUACAGAAGUGAAGCCCAAUGAGAGAAAACAGACGAUAUGUGGAACUCCUAACUACAUCGCACCUGAAGUCUUGCUAAAGAAAGGGCAUGCCUUUGAGGUCGACGUCUGGGCUGUCGGAUGUAUUCUUUUCACCUUGUUAGUUGGCAAGCCACCUUUCGAAACCCAAACUCUGAAGGAAACUUACUCGCGAAUCAAAAGCAACCAGUACACAAUUCCAACUGGAAUGAACGCACAUGCCGCUCGAUUAAUCAGAAGGUUGUUAUCUCCAAAUGCAGAAUCGCGACCGAUGGCUAAAGAUGUCCUCAAUGACUCAUUUUUUACUUCCGGAUUGUUGCCGAAACAUUUGCCAACGUCAUGUCUUACCAUGACUCCUCGAUUUGACAGGCGCAGCACCAUACAUCCUUGUCAACAGCCGACAAACACUAACAGGCCUGCUCUCAUGGAGUUGAGAGGACAACUGACUGCGGGUUCAGGGGUCAGAGAGGGUGGCAAAAAGCCCUCGACAGUAGUCUAUUCAGAAGGUGUAGAUUACCGCAAUCAAGUGCAAUUUCUGCUGAUGGCAUUGAGAAAUAUCGAACAUAAUUACAAAUUCAAACAAGCCGCCCCUUCAACGAUCUCAAUGGAACUCACGUCGCCUGAAAUGGCACCCUUUUAUUGGGUGAGCAAAUGGGUUGACUAUUCGGAUAAAUACGGACUGAGCUACCAGCUCUGCGAUGGAUCAUCAGGUGUUCUGUUCAAUGAUUCCAGCCGAAUAGUUCUGUAUGCCGACGGCGACACAGUGCAAUACAUAGACAACACUAAUGUGGAAAAUUUUUACACAAUUGAUGUGUAUCCACAACAGUGUGUCAAAAAGAUUACAUUACUGAAGUACUUCAAGACCUACAUGAAUGAGAACUUAGUGCAGACCGGCCAGCAAAUGAAGGUGCCAGAGGCAGAUGUUUUUUCGAGGCUGCCAUUUCUGCACAAGUGGUUCAGACACCAAACCGCCAUAGUAUUUUUACUCAGCAAUGGUUCGGUGCAAAUGAAUUUCUUCGAAUGUCACUCCAAGUUGAUUUUCUGUCCCGUGAUGCAGGCAGUCACCUUGAUCGACCCCGAAAAGACAUUCUACACUUUCAAACUUCAGGAUCUGAAUGACGGUGCAUAUCCCUCAAAGCUGCACAAACUGAUGAGGACAGCUGAAAAGGCAAUGGGCCAAUUGAUGACUGCUGUUACAACACCUUCAGCCGCGGCAGCUGCAUCUUGAUGAAAGCGAUAAAAGAACUUGAUAAUCCGGAUUAAUAAAGUUCCAAUAAACAGGCUCUGAACUUAUUUAUUUUAUUGCAUCUGAAUCUCGAUGUAAAUUGUUGUUUUAACUAAGUUCACCAUUGAUUGAAUCCAUCAAUUUUUAAGAUAAAAAACCAUUUUCAAA
This is a messenger RNA of Symsagittifera roscoffensis, 2067 nucleotides long. Its product is annotated as serine/threonine-protein kinase PLK1-like. Lineage: Eukaryota; Metazoa; Xenacoelomorpha; Acoela; Convolutidae. Gene Ontology annotation, biological process: protein phosphorylation; mitotic spindle organization. The record is from RefSeq and is a predicted model, not a curated record. Gene Ontology annotation, molecular function: protein serine/threonine kinase activity; ATP binding; protein binding. Gene Ontology annotation, cellular component: nucleus; spindle pole; kinetochore. Bases 145 to 1902 code for a protein of 585 amino acids. The transcript has 2 exons.